AUGGAGAUCUUGGUGAAGACUCUGACCGCUGAGCGAGACGAACUGGUCACCGAGGGCCACUCCGUCAAAACAGUGCCCAAUAGCAGCGUUCGCUUCGGACACUUCCCCUGCCCCGGCAGGGUCCCCUGGUUACCAGCGCACGAAGGGGCCAAAGCCAUGUGGAAGCGCGGGGAACCCGGCCUCCUCCCCGCUGCCUGCACCGUGGCGGCUGCACGUGGCGCAAGGCCCGGGCUCCGCCACCUCCGAGCCACAGACCCGAGGGUGGCAGUGCAGUUCCCAGCGCAGCCACCGCGCGCACCGCGCCCCGGGGACCUGCAGGCGGGAGCCAGGGUGCAGAGGGGCCGGGCGGUCAGCAGCGGCACCAGCCCCGCGGGCCGCAGCGCCUGGUCCCCGCCUGUCCUGUCCGCGCUGUGCCCGGGGCUGCCCUGGGGCCCUUGCGGGGUCCCGGGCUGGCGGCUCCAGAAGGGCUCUGGUGCGGGCCGCAGACACUUGGAGACAGUUGCAGAUUCCGUUCCGCACAGUCAUGUCCCGGCCUCCCCACCCCCGGGUCGUUUCCCGAAAAAGACAGCGCAGCCGGGCCAGCUCGCAGCAGGCGCCGCUGUCCGCUGUCCGGGCGCUGGGCUGCAGCUGCCCAGUGGCCUGCGCUCCUCAGCGAGCCCCUGGGCCUCCUCCUGGGCCGGGAGAGGGGCGAGGAGGGUCCGAAAUCAGAGCUCCACGCAAGUCACGCCAGCCCUGCGCCACUGGAGACAGAAAUCGCAAAACUCCACAGGGAACCCUGCUCCUUUGGCUUUGAGGGACACAGGAAGAGACAGAGGUGAACAGAUCUUGCUGAGGAUGGGGAGUCCGGGGCAGGCCUUCGGCUUCUCGGAGGUGGAGCCCUUGCAAGACCCGUGGCAAACCCUCCAGGGAGGGGCUCCAGCUGGCUGGACACUCACCGAGCAGCAUGGACUGCAAAGCCCUGGGGUAGGAGACUCAGGACAGCCCAAGGGCAGCCACCCUUCCUGACAGAAUCCCCAAGGUGACUAGGGGAUCUCGGGACAAAGCCAUCCUUCACAGUGACUGCGGAUGAUCUGAAUUCUCUGGCUGAAUUCUUGAGCCGUGCAGAGGAGGUGCUGCCUCUUCAAGCAGGACCUUUCCUAAGGGCCCAACUGUCUGGGGCACUUUGAAGCCUUUGUCCCAGCAGUGACCAGCUCCCCUUUACCCAGAGUUAAUGUGCUAAGGACUUAGCAGUACGCGUUGUGUGCGAUACUUAGAUAUAUAGCAUCUGCUUCUUCUCCAGGGCUCUCUCUGCACCCGAGAUCUGGUUCUGUGCUUGUCUGCUGGCUGUUCAUCUGGAAGUUGCUCGCUUAGGCCUCUGCUUCUAGUCUAGUGCCGCGUGUGAGGGGGGUGCCAUGCACACAGGAGGUGUGCAGCACACGCUGGCCACGUGAGUGACUUUGGGGGUGUCUCACCUGUCUCACAAAGCGCACAGGAGGACAUCACAUCAUCCCUGGCAGACUGAAGGGGAGGAGAAGGAACUGGCCGUGACCAGUACAUGCAUGUCUUGCCUGUGACCUGUUGCAGGCUGAAGCUUUACCUUCUCCCUCGCUUUCUUCCCUGUAGGGCCUGGAGGCACCAUGGGUCCUCCUGCUCAGCCUACCCACCCUGUGGGGUAGCCCUGCGCUCUCCACACCCCGAGGUCACAGGGUUGCUGGAGCGGGGCUUGCUGUCUGCUCUACCUUAGAUCACCUUAGAGUCAGGGCCAUCCAUGGCACGGCUGGGGGCCCCUUCCGUUCUGUUCUAGAUCACUUGCUAUGCCUGAGGUCAAUUAUUUAAUCCACAGUGCUAAGGACCAGCCCGCUGCCGCCUGUCACAUCUGCUGCAGCAAACACCUGAUGCCAGAACACACAGCGACGGGGCUGUGACUGUCCUCAGCAGCCUCACGGGAAAACCUCUGUCUUUAACCCAAGAGGAGGCGCUGUGGUCCCUGUGCGAGCUCUGUUCUCAGAUGUGGAAGGCAGCCUGUGACCCUGAGUGUGGCGAGCGGUCACCCUGGCCCAUCCCAGGCACCCCAGAGGCCGCCAAGCACUGGGGGGCGUGGGGUCCCUGGGAACCGUGCACUCCCCAGCAAGCAGCACAGCAGCCGCAGACUUUUGGGUGCACUUUAUUGGGGUAAGGCAGGUUCACAGGCUGUCGGGGAAGCACAGAGCACACGGCACACACACGCACUGCUGCAAACUGGCCCUGGGGGUACGGCUGUACACAGCGCUCCACAGUCAUGAACACGCGGACGAUACUAGGGCAGCCCCGCCGGGCCAGGCUGGGUAGGGGCGGCUAAGGCCGAGGCACUAGGACGGUGCGGCUCACAGGGACUUGGGCAGAGGACGGGGACCCUCUCUGCACACACACAUGGGUCUCUCAAAGAACACGGCGAGAUGUGUCUGGUGGUCCUUCCGGACGGAGCAGUGGACUGUCCCUCCGUGGUCAGGGCUGUAAAUAGCUGCUAAGCAGGCACUGCGCUGUCCCUGGGCAUGCAGCACUUCACAUGAGCAGCACGGGCGAGGGGACGCAGAUGCCUUGGAACUGCCGGCCACACGAGCUCCACUUCCAGGGGAGCUGAGGAAGGGGCGGGGGUGGUGGUGAUGGUGGUGGGUGUGCCACCGGCCUCCAUAGCAGCCGGCUGGGAGAGGCUGUGCUAAGAAUGUAUUCCGAAACUGAUUUCCAAAAGUCAGAUCACUUCUCUAAUGAAAAACGAACACUAAGAAUCUUCAGGGGAGUGAAAGGAGGAAACAGCAAAGGCACACAGGGGCUCAGGAAGAGGCUGGAUCUUCGGGUCCGGGCAGUACUGACCCGCUGUCAGCUCCCGGGGGCGGGGUGGGGACAGGAAUGCAGAGCCACGGGCCCUUGCGCUGCUGGCAGACUUUCCAGCUGAGUGGGAGCCUGGCGGGCCACGGGCAGUUCUGAGGCACUGACAGCACUUCUGGGCCCCCAGCCCCUGCGGCAGUCCCGGGUGUGAAGAGGAGGCGACACACUGUUCACGCCACAACUGAGCUACCGAGGAAGCGACUACACGGAGGGAGGGACGACUGGAUUGACAGACGGUGGGGUCGGUGCGGGCUCAGGGCGCUCCCGGGUUGAGGGCAAGGGCGUUGGUGCGGCAGGCAGGGCAGCUGCCAUGCCCCUUCAGCCACUGCUUGAAGCACUGGAAAAGAAGAAACCAGUCAGCACGGCCCCUGCACCGUCUGCUGACCCAGCAGGGAGCCAGCAAAGCGCCAGCGCUGGUCCUCCCAGUCUUGGCCUUCCCCGGCAGCCCUGGCUCCUCCGGGCCGGCCCGGAAGGUCUCCAGAGUAGCACUGGUCCCUGGCGGAGCACCCAGCACCGAGGGUCACUAUGGGGCCACCAGGCCCAGCCUUCUGCUCCCGCCCCAGCACCAGCCUCAAGCACAGGGAGCACCGGGGUGUGUGUGGUGUGUGUGUGGGGGGAGUCCCAGGAAACACCUGGCACGCGAGGGGGUGCGGUGAAGAACCCUUACCCCUUUGUGGAACUUGUGCCCGCAUUUGAGUGCACGCAUGUUUUUGGAUUUGAACACCUCGUGGCAGAUCUCACACUCGUUUGCUCGUGGUGCCUGUGGAAACAAAUGAAGAAUAAAGAUUAACUCUCUUCCUAUGGCAA
Cavia porcellus (domestic guinea pig) is the source of this 3651-nucleotide messenger RNA. RefSeq lists its product as uncharacterized. NCBI's taxonomy places the organism in Eukaryota, Metazoa, Chordata, Mammalia, Rodentia, Caviidae. Bases 1 to 1005 code for a protein of 334 amino acids. The record is from RefSeq and is a predicted model, not a curated record. The transcript has 4 exons.